Messenger RNA from Babesia sp. Xinjiang, 684 nucleotides. RefSeq lists its product as uncharacterized. Bases 1 to 684 code for a protein of 227 amino acids. The transcript has a single exon. Lineage: Eukaryota; Apicomplexa; Aconoidasida; Piroplasmida; Babesiidae. The record is from RefSeq and is a predicted model, not a curated record.
AUGGCCUUCGUCCAGAUUAUUGCGGUAGAUGAUGUCCUAGGGGCUGAUCUCACGCAGCAGAAGGAACUGAAGGGCCGCAUGCCUACUCCUCCCGGUUUUGAUGAGCUCACUGAUCAACGGCGUGAUACUCUGCCUGAUGACGGUGACUUUGAAGAUCAGGAGCUAUGUGUGGAGGGUGAUGAAGGAGCAUCAUCUGAGGAAGAAGCUGAAGAAAUCGAGCCCGCAUCCCACUCUAAGCCGUCUGCAGUUAGCAUGGAGAUUGAAAUUGGUGAGGCCUACAAGCCACCAAAAUCUUGCUUCUCUAGGGGUGAAAUUAAGAUUGACGACUCGGCUAUGGAACUUGCCAAGGAGCGUUUCAAACGCAUCCUUCGUCGCCUUACCGAAUUUCACUCUGAGCAAGUUUUGUAUAAACCAUAUGUAAAAAUGGUGCAGGGAAUGAAAAAUAGGCGUAGUAUCAUCUUGCCAAUCGAUAUUGCACAGAAACUGGCUAACUUGAAACCUGGCCAACUGCCUGAACCAUUGGCAUGGGACUUAGGCCGUUACCUCUCCAGAGUAUUAUUGAAGGAACACAUCGAAGAGCUUGCUGAACCUUAUAGGAGCAGAAAGGAGUCUACUAUUCGUAGCGAUCUCUGGAAUUACGUUUUUAAGGCGCUGACAUGGCCCUGGGCGCUGAGAAUAGAAUAA